UCCUUUUUGCUCUCCUUGCAGAGAUCCUGCAGUGUGCUGCCAGUCUCUGAGCUGGAGAGACACUAAAGGAGAAAACUUUUCAAAACUUCGGCUCCUGCUUUUAUUCUCUGAUUUGUGUUGAACGUGAUGGAUCUCUGCUCUUUACGGAGAGCUGAAAUGCUCUCAGCCUGUUUCUUGACUCUCUUUGCCACCAUCCAAGCCCACAACCUGCUGCUGCCAGGCUCGUGCAACUUCGACUCCAGCACCUGCGGAUACACGUCAGACGCAGACUUCACGAGCUGGACCCUGCACAAAGACGGACAUUUUGUUGCUAUGGAAACAGCCGUGAACGACGACCUGGAGGGAGGCUCGGGUUCUGGGAUCGAACCGGCCAGAGAAGUCACAGGAAUUCUGGUCAGCCCGUCUCUGGAGCACGACGAGUGGAGCUGCCUAAGACUUGUCUACCAGAUCACGGACUCGGGUCACCUGGAGGUUCUGCGGCGAUCCGAGGGAAGGAGCUUCGACCAGCCGUUGUGGAGCAGCCAGGCGCCGUCCGACAGCUGGGUCGUCGCCAGCAUGGAUCUGCAGAACAGCACAGAGCCAUUCAGGAUCGUCAUCGAAGGUAAAGCGGGAGCGAGUCCGGAGAGCAGCGUGGCCAUCUUUGAGAUCCACAUCAGGCCCGGAUACUGCCUGGAGUGUGAUUUUGAGGAGCCUCACAUGUGUGGCUACUACAACCAGUGGAACGUCAAUGUGAACUGGUAUGUGGGUGGAGGGCGGGUCCACCAGCUCCACAACAACAUGCCAAAUGACCACACCUACCAAAACAAGACCGGUCAGUUCAUGUACGUGGACUCCGGCUACGUCAAAACCUUCAAAGAGGUCGCCAAACUGAUCUCCUCUCUGACGACGGUGCCGAUGUCCGGCUGCCUGAGCUUCCAGUACCAACGCAGCGAGGAGGAGGGAAACCUGUUCUCGGUGUACACCCGGGACCGCCUGGGUCAGUAUCAGGAGCUGUGGCGGGCCGGGACGGAGAGCCAGGAGGACUACAGCGCCACUCUCGGGGAGUGGAUACCUGUGCAGGUGGACCUGAAGGCGCCGUACUCAGUGCAGGUGGUGUUUGAAGUGGCGUUCAACAGUCAGAGAGGUGGACGUGUGGCCGUUGAUGACAUCACCUUUACUCCAGAGUUUUGCGGCACAGAAACAGAGCCAACCUUUGACCCCUCCAUCGCCAGCUGUGACUUUGAGUCCGGUUUCUGCUUCUACACUCAGGAUCGGGUCGUCGGGUCGUCGUGGAGGAGAGUCUCGGUGAAGCCGAACAUAUUCAGGAAUGGAGACCACACCACGGGGGCAGGAUCCUUCCUGUUGGCUCAUUCCCGACUGGGCCCGCACUCCGGAUACGUUAGCCGUGUGUUCAGUCCAACUCUGCCUGGAAACAUGAAGUACUGCCUGAGGUUUUACUUCUCCCUGAGGGGUUUUAACCAGACGGAGCAGGCUUUGGCCGUUUACCUGCUGCAGCAGAGCGGCAAGCAGGAGAAGAUCUGGACCCAGUCAGAGAGGUCCAGAGCAAUCUGGAUCGCAGCGGAAGUCACCUUCCAGACGUCGCUGCCUGCCAAGAUGGUUUUCAUCAGCACCUGCAGGAGCUUCUGGGACUGCGGCUCCGUGGCUUUAGACGACAUCAGCCUGAAGCUCGGCGACUGCGAGCUGACAGCAGGUAACGGGUCUUUGGCGAGCUCGGUUCUGUUUAAAGGUUUGGUUAAUAAACUCAAACCGGUUUCAGGCCUGCUGUCGUCGCCCCUCCCUGCACACUGCGACUUCGAGGUCGGGUUCUGUGGUUACUCUCAGGAUAAACGGGGCGAUGCUGGAGACUGGCAGAGGAGGAGAGGACCCACCCCGACCUCAUACACCGGGCCCAGAGGGGACCACACCACGGGUCUGGGGUACUACGCGCACAUCGAGGCGUCGCCCAUGCUGCCGGGCCAGAACGUGCGGCUCCGGUCCCGGCCCCUCAGGGGAACCAGGGGGCCUCAGUGUCUGCAGUUCUACUACCACAUGUACGGCUCUGGAUCCGGGAUGCUCAGGGUUCUGGUCGACAAGAACGGAGAGGACUUGUUGCUGUGGCAACGGAGCAGCGAGCAGAGCAUCGCCUGGCUGAAGGCCCAAGUGGAGUAUCGGAGCGACGCUCGGCACCAGAUUGUAUUUGAAGCCAUCCGAGGCUCCUCGGUGAGGAGUGACAUCGCCAUUGAUGACAUCAUCUUGGAGGGAGGACCUUGCCCAGAGACGGAGAUCGGAGCCACCGUCGGAAGCUCCAAUGAGAUCGAGUAGAAGGAAGCGAGUUGCCGCAGUAGGAUGCAUGCCCCCCGCCCCCACCUCCUCCCCAGUUUUGCACAUUCCAGACGACCCGAAGCGUUGCAGACUCCUGCGUGUCGUCUGAACAUGUGGAAGGAACCUUUGUGUGUUUUCACGGGGCGACACAUAUCAGCAGUACCAGAACCAGCGUCUCUCUGCACCGUAGCAACAGAGGAUGCUCCACGGUGUCUUCCUUCACAUUUAUAUGCAUUAGAUUAAUGCUCGCUGCUUUAAUAAAGCCAGAAUGUUCCCACA
Messenger RNA from Nothobranchius furzeri (turquoise killifish), 2580 nucleotides. The record is from RefSeq and is a predicted model, not a curated record. Lineage: Eukaryota; Metazoa; Chordata; Actinopteri; Cyprinodontiformes; Nothobranchiidae.